Messenger RNA from Hibiscus syriacus, 498 nucleotides. RefSeq names its product auxin-responsive protein SAUR15-like. Bases 55 to 441 code for a protein of 128 amino acids. Lineage: Eukaryota; Viridiplantae; Streptophyta; Magnoliopsida; Malvales; Malvaceae. The transcript has a single exon. Gene Ontology annotation, biological process: response to auxin. The record is from RefSeq and is a predicted model, not a curated record.
UAACAUCUGUCCUUCUCUUUCUAGUUCCAAGCAGAAAGCAAAAAGAAAAAGAAAAUGCUGGGGAAAAAGAUGGGUUCGUUGAAGAAUCUAGCCAAGAAGGUGAAGGGCAUGGGGGGAGGUGACAACGGUGGCGGUAAGCAAUCACAAUACGAAUGUUUGCUAAGAGAAUUCGAGCAAAUGUCGCCUUCGGCGUCGACUCCGUCGGGGUUCUUCGCUGUUUAUGUAGGAGAGGAUGAAGAAAGGUUCGUAGUGCCGACCAGCUAUUUGUCUCAUCCACUGUUCAAGAUGUUGCUGGACAAGUCGUACAACGAAUAUGGUUUCGAACAAAGGGAUAAGUUGAUCGUUCCCUGCAGCGUGUCUACGUUUCAACAAGUGGUGAAUGCUGUAGAAUGUUGUAAUGGCAAGUUUCACUUGGGGAAACUUGUGCAGGAGUUGCUUUAGCAGAUUGUUGGUCAUAGUUCAUACAUAUUCCACCCCUGCUGCAGUGCUGAUUUUGGU